Trichoplusia ni (cabbage looper) is the source of this 2570-nucleotide messenger RNA. RefSeq lists its product as uncharacterized. The transcript is spliced from 5 exons. NCBI's taxonomy places the organism in Eukaryota, Metazoa, Arthropoda, Insecta, Lepidoptera, Noctuidae. The record is from RefSeq and is a predicted model, not a curated record. Bases 536 to 2032 code for a protein of 498 amino acids.
UUUAAAUAAAGCCUUAAAUAAAUUUACUGUCCUGAAGUAAAGACCGCCGGAACAAAGACUCCAUUUCUCUCAAAGGCCAAGUUAGGACAAAGUCCAACCGACUGGUAUUGGAUUAGUACAUGUAGUUGCAACCUCCAUGUCCACAGUGCACAAGAUCUGUCAAAGGCUUUAGUACAAAGCUCGCUCCAGUGGGCCAGGAUAAUACAGACUUUGCCGGAAAUUGGAACGACAUAUAGCUCUAAUCCCUACCCUGCCUUCUUAGAUAAAAUAUCAUGACCUAAAACUCUCAAAACAUCUUCCUAUAUGGAAAUCCAUCAGCUGUUAAAACAUUCAGUAAGCCCCAAUUCCGUUUCGGUGAAUGUUUCCAUUAGACUGACUCAAUGCUCUAAUUGGGCGCUGCUUAUCUAUUUUUAAUCUUAUAUUUUAGUAACCGCAUCAAUCUAUGUUACUAAAUUGAGGCGUAAAUAUUAUUUUUAAAAAAUCCAUGAUUUAAAACGGUCACUAUAAAGUAAUGGUUUGGAAAAUCGGUUAGAAGAUGCAUCGAAAGUUUGAGCAGUCGAGAUUUACAUUGGGCGGGCGUCGGGUCCGGGAGAGGCUGCGGCGCGCGUCCCGCCCAGUGGCAGCUCGACCGCCGCACCGAGCGCACGCCGCGUCGCGCACGCACACCACACGACCCGCCGCAAUGAUGCGGCGCGGUUCGAUGGCCAUGAUGGGUGGUGGUGAACCACUCAUCGUUGUGGAGGAGAGUGGCACCGAGGACACGGACUCCUCGCCGCGGUCGUCGGCUCCAGGGCGCGGGCUCUCCGUGGACCAGGAGUCACCGCCAGACCCGUACCACCUGUCCCCGUGGCGUGACACUCGCAAGCACUCGCUGCCCACACCCUCGUGCACCACUGGGCCUACUGCUAGCCAGGUUCGCCGUUUGUCUGAGAGGGGCGAGAGUGCUGCUCGCGAUGCACGUGAAGCAGCAUUUUUAGCCACGCUGAGCCAGGCACCACCGCAGCCUGGUGGUCGAAGACAUUCCGUAGUAACGAUAUCUAAAGUGCCUCAGGCACUUUUUGGUCGCGGACGCCGUGAGUCUAUCGCAGCUUUCCCGGCAUUGGCUCGUCGCAGAGAUUCCGGAUCUAAGAAAUCUUUAGUUUCAAUUACAGGCCCUCCGGCUACAGACACAUUUGGCAGUACCCAUAAUCUACAGCUGGACAUAAUGGACGACAUAGUUCAGGCGCGCAAAGUGCGCAUGCGUCUUUGGAAUACUUCCAAUGAGCGCGUGUGCGAAGUCCAGCCGCUGGAUGAGCGUUCCCCCAUGAGCGGCUCCGUACGGUACACGAACCGCGGCCGCAGGCACUCAGACUACGUGGGCUCACCUUUGCCACCGAUCCCAGCCCGCCGCCGAGCUUCAGAGAUGCCGCCGCCGCCCCCCAUUCCACCCCGCACUGGUGCCGGAGUCGUCUGCACUGACACAGAUCUUCAUCUCAUGCUGAAUGCGCUCACUUCCUCAGCCACUGAGAUCGAUACUUGCGGCAAACCGGAACGGACUAGGCGACUUGCUGACAUGAGGUCGAGCAGUUUCGAUGCCUCUUCGCUACGUGACAAACCACUGGACUCUGGUACUACUUGGUUCACUAGAAGACACCAGACCUUAGCUACUAAGAAAAAAGAAAAUGAACCAAAGAAAACCAAAGUAACUUUUGCUCCGGACUCUAAACCAGCUCCCGGCGAUGUUGCAGCCGUGGUUUGGGACAAACCAUCCGGCUCCGUGGUGGAUGCUAGUGCGCUCGGCAGUGCCAUCGAAGUAUUUCUACGAAAAAGCACUGCCGCAGAGCCAGGAGCAUCUACAUCCGGUGUAACAAUUGUAAAAGAAUUGGCUCCAAAAACCGAAGUUCGGCUGAAGGCUCGAGACAUUCCGGCUACGGCCAGGCAGACAGGACGCCCCGAGGGCGAGCGCUGGUACCCCAACAGGCCCGAGGAAGAGGAAGCGUCAGAGAGCUGCGACGCUACUCUCUGCAGCUCAUUAAAAGACCUUUUCGUGUAGACAUAACAUGUGUAUUUAAAAUCUUGUAAAUUACAUACCUUUAGUUGUCGAGUAAUAAAGAUUCGUUUCUAAAAUGGAGAGUGAGAGGUACGCGGCGGCAGACGGUGGUCGUGCGCCGCCUACCUGAUUGUACUUUAUGAAUCUUUCUAUGUGAUAGACUACGCGCCGGCGCCGGUCGUCCUGAGUCGACUCACGACCGACGCCUGAUUCGCGUAAAAUUAUUUUUAGAGUAAAUUCUAUUUUCAUUGUAAAUUUUUUGAUAUUAGUGAUCAGAAUAUUGACUUAUUGUUAGAUAGAGAAUUAUAUUCGUAAUUACCGGGCGCGCGUUUUCCACGCCGAGAGGCGGUCUCCCCCCGCGCGCCCGCCCCUCCCCGUCUCGUUCAACAAUCUGUGUCUUGUAAUCCAGUGUUACCAUUAAAACGAUUAAAACUUUCUCAUAUAGCAGAUACUAAGGCGGAGACGUCGGGAGAAACGUACGCUUAAUAGACGAAGGCGACUUCCUGUCGUCCUUAAUCAAUAAAAGUUUUUAUCGAUGUUA